This is a messenger RNA of Paramecium sonneborni, 1136 nucleotides long. Lineage: Eukaryota; Ciliophora; Oligohymenophorea; Peniculida; Parameciidae. The record is from the annotation of a GenBank genome assembly.
AAUAAAUGAAGUUUUUAAGUUUAAUUAUAACAGUAUUGCUUAUAAUAAGUGGUAGUUGUGCAACAAAGGAUGAAAUAAUAUCUGAAAUAAAUGAUAAGCUUGAUAUAAUGGAUAAUAAAAUGAGUAUUCUAAUAUAAGGAGCAGAUGGUUCAAUAUAUAUGAAAGAGCAUUUGAGUUCAACAGGUACCCAACCUUAUGAUGAUAAUACAACAAUUCAUAUAGCUUCUGGUUGUAAAUGGAUAGCAAUGGCAACAAUAAUGAAGCUUGUAGAGUUACAGUUAUUAAGUCUUGAUACUAAAGUAACUGAUAUAUAUCCAGAUUUUAAAGAUAGUAAUCCAACAAUGACAUUAAAGAAUCUAAUGACUCAUACAUCAGGUUAUAAAUUAGCAGAUGAUUGGGUCUUUGAUUUAAAUAUAUCUCUAUAAGAAUCUGUACUUGGUAUUGCUAAUGGUGGUAAAUAUGCAGCCAGUAAUGUUUACUUCCCAGGAGGUACUAAAGUUGGUUAUAGUGAUAUCGGAAUGUAAAUUGCUGGAGGAAUGGCAGAAAAAGUAUCAGAAAGAACAUUUCAUGAAUUAUUCAAUCAAUAUAUUGCUACACCUAUGGGAAUGAAAAAUGCUACAUUUACAGCAUUUGACGGAGAUAAAGGAAACAAUAUUGCUAUAGCAGAUGGUUUAUUAAUUAGCAUGAAUGAUUAUAGUAAUUUCUUAAGAAUGCUCUUAAAUUAAGGAUCUUUUGAAGGAAAAUAAAUUUUAUUAGCUUCUACUGUUCAAUUGAUGUUAUAAGAUUAUACUGGAGAUUUACCAGUCUCAGAAGAAGUCAUGAAAGAUGAUGUUGUCUAAGAAGUUGAAGAUUCUUAUAGUUUUGCUAUUGGAGCAUGGAUAUUUGGAAUCGAUAGCAAUAAUAAACCAUCUAUUUAUUCUAGUCCAGGUAUUCAUGGAUUCUAAAAUUGGAUUGAUGUUGAAAAUAAAUAUUUAUGCAUCCUCUUUAUUAGAACUGACACUGAAAAUGAACCAGAUAUUACUGAUUUAACAGAAUCUCUCAAACCUAAAAUUUUGGAUUUCUAUUUAACUGAAAGUGGAAAUUAUUCACAAUUUAUUGCUCUAGGAAUUCUUAUUGUAUUUGCCAUCAUGUUUUGA